Molecule: messenger RNA, 6666 nt
Organism: Ornithorhynchus anatinus (platypus)
Lineage: Eukaryota; Metazoa; Chordata; Mammalia; Monotremata; Ornithorhynchidae
Gene: FRMPD2
Product: FERM and PDZ domain containing 2
Exons: 43
Coding region: 448-6342 (1964 amino acids)
Biological process (GO): protein dephosphorylation
Cellular component (GO): cytoskeleton
Molecular function (GO): protein tyrosine phosphatase activity; protein binding
Source: RefSeq, a predicted model, not a curated record
AGACCUACUGGGCCACAGGCUUACAAGAAGCCUACUUUACUUGAUUGUCAAACUCUUAAAGGGCCCAUGCAAAUAUAUAGUCAUGACAGUUGAUUCUGAUCAAGGGUGUAUAAGAGACAGGAAAAGUUACUUUGGGCUUGCUUAAUCACUUGCCAGGCUACUGAGUGCUUAGUAACAACCAUAAACAAAGCAACAGCUAAAGGGUUGGGGUGGAUGGAGUAGGGGGCAAAAGAAGAAAAGAAUUUUGAUUUUUUUUUAUUGAAAAGACCGUGAAUCCGUUGAAGACCUAAGGUAAAGGUUUCAGAGAAUAUUGGAUGCAGCACCGACAAAGCCUAACACAGGUGGAAGGAAUUCACUGAAUUGAGGUUUCCCCAUCCCCAACAACCGAUUUCCUCUUGAGUCCUAUUAACAGUAUUCAGGUGCUCAUCAACUGGAUUUCUUAAAGAUAUGAGUUGCUCCUCUGUGACUCUGGCCAGUGUUCUGCAAGUGAAAGGAGCAGCUUUAGAUGAGGAAGAAAUAUGGGCCCUCUUACUUCUGGCCACUGAAUGCAUUCUUGAAAAUCUCAACAAGGAUUCCUUUAAUUAUGUUGUCUGCCCCUGGUCAGCCCUGCUUUCUGCCAGAGGGACUGUGGCUUUCCAACACAAUGUUUCCCACUUGGAGGCUGCACCUUUCAAAGCCCCAGAAACACUUCAAGAACAGGGCAAAAUUGGUCAGCUUGAACUAUCUAAGAUGCAUGUUUAUUCAUUGGGAAUGACCCUGUACUGGUCAGUAGAUUUUCAAGUUCCUCCAAAUCAGCCUCUUCAGAUAAGUGAUCCAUUGCACUCCAUUCUGCUAAUGAUGUGUGAAGAUUUGCCCCACAAACGCUUUCCUUUGGAAUCUAUUUUGGAAGCGUGCAAUACCCAUCAGAAAGAGAUCGCCACAACUCCAGCCAACAUCUGCAUUAAGCGAAUGGUCAGACUCGUGCAGGGAAGCAUUCUGGAGAUGGAACAACUAAUAGUUGAAGAAAGCACAUCGAUCUGGCAGAAUAGAAGUUCUAAGAUAAGGAAAAGACUCCAGAAGCAAAGCGACCCUUCACUGUUGUCUUCCCAGCUGAACUUGUACCAAGUUUCAGAGAGAAAUUCACAGACAAGAAGUGAAUGGGAGCCUCACCUGAGCACUUUGGAGGAUAACAAGUACAAGCGCUUUAUUAACAGAUCAGCCAGCACCUCUAUGAAUGAGCUCUCCAUGGGAGUUCAAGACAACUGGCUCAGUUCAGAAUCCAUAUUCUCUGUCUCGGCCAAAAGCUCGUCCUCAGUGGACCCUUCUCGGAGGUACAUGUUCCAGAGGAAGGCAAAGUUUGCGAGGCCUGAAUUUAUCCUGUUGUCCGGAGAGCCGCCGGUGACCUUACCUCUGCACGGAUCCGUUGUGACAAAAAAGGGCAAAUCUUACCCGUCUCAAAGAGACCUUUAUGUAGUUCUGCUGAAUGGACAAUGCUUAGAGAUGAAAUGUGACAAGAAGUCCAAAACAAAAGAUGUCCUUGAUGCAGUUAUAGCCUAUAUGAAUCUGGUCGAACCCUUCUACUUUGGUUUAGCUUAUGUGAAAGGAAAUGAGUUCUUCUUUUUGGAUGAUGAGACUAAACUGUACAAAGUGGCACCAGAUGGCUGGAAUAACCAAUCCAAAAAGAAAACUUCCAUCGUCAACUUCACACUCUUUCUGAGGAUAAAAUUCUUCGUCAGCCACUUUAACACCAUCCAACACGACUUCACAAGGCAUCAAUUUUACCUGCAGCUUCGGAAAGAUAUUCUGGAGGAGAGAGUGUAUUGCAGUGAUGAGAUGUUGUGGCAGCUUGGCUCACUGGCCUUACAAGCAGAAUUUGGCAAUUAUACUGCAGAGGUGCAGGAUAGGAAUUAUUUUUGGAUUGAAGACUACCUCCCGGCGAGUAUGAUCGAACGAGUGACCGCAAGCUAUGCACAACAACAGAUCUCAGAGAUGCAUCGUCUCCGCUGCCCUCUCUUUGUAGACGAAGCUGAACUGGAAUUUUUAAAGAUGACCCAGCAACUUCCAGAAUAUGGAGUGCUCUUUUAUCGAGUUUUCCAAGAGAAGAGACUGUUAGGGGAGAUGAUUUUGGGGAUUUGUGCCAAAGGCAUUAUCGUAUAUGAAAUAAGAAACAGCAGCAGAAUUGCGAGCUUACGAUUCCAGUGGCAAGAAGCGGAGAAAAUUUACACCCACCGAAAGAAGUUCACUGUUGAGAGCCGCUUCAGUGGGAAAAAGCACACUUUUGUCACGGAUACUGCCAAGACGUGCAAGUAUUUACUGGACCUCUGCUCUGCCCAGCACAAAUUUAAUGCUCAGAUGGGCUCUGGCCACUUUUAUAGAGCCUCUUCAGAGGACCAUAAAUUCUUGGAAACAGUGCAGUCCAACUCCGCCUUGGCGUCUCGACAGGAGCAUCUGGCCUUGGUUCGGAGAUUGUCUCGCUCGGAAAAUGGGCUGUUGGGGUCCAAGAAGGAAACUACAUCCGCCAGUCUGAUGAGCAAAUCUUGUGAUAACCUCAGUGAAGGAACCGGUAAUGGGAUAGGAAAAGACAGCGAUGAAGGCAGUGCCUCUGUUGAACAAUCUGAGAUAUCACCUUCUGCAUCCAAGAAACAGAGAAAUUCUGACUACCUGGUUAUUCAGUCUGCCCAAAAACCUUUCAGUGCUCCAGGGACACCAGAUAUUAAGAGGGAGAACUUCUUAAGUGGACUGGAAAGAGAAAUAAUUUGUUUGACUCUUCAUCGAGACCCAACACAUGGCUUUGGUUUUGUCAUUACUGGAGGGGAAAAUGUAGGGAAACUGGACCUUGGGAUCUUUAUCGCUUCUGUUGUGCCCGAUGGACCGGCUGACCGAACUGGAAAGAUCAAACCAGGGGGUCGAAUAAUAGCCUUGAAUAACAUUAGUCUGGAGGGAGUCACGUUUAAUAUGGCUGUUAAAAUGAUCCAGACUUCUCCUGACAAAGUGGAAUUGAUUAUUUCUCAGCCAAGAGAUGCCUGUGAUGAGACAGCGCAUGAGAAGACUGGACAAAGGAAAGGCUCGGAGGUCUCCUGUGUAGACAGUGGGAUGUUCAGGCUUCAAAGCAGCAGUUCAUCACACUCCAAAGAGCAAGAAAUAAAUAUCGAUGAACUUGAAAUGUCUCUCUCUCGGAAUCUAGCCCCCGAUUUGGAACCUCAAGUUUCAACUCCAUCAAUUGACGGAAUCAACCUGAAGGAAGCAUCACUUGCCAACACAUACUCCGUGGAGCUGAUUAAAGAAGAAGGGACAUUUGGAAUCAGUGUGACUGGAGGUAUAAAUACCAGCGUGAAGCAUGGUGGUAUCUUUGUGAAAUCCAUCAUUCCUGGAGGACCAGCUGCCAAAGAUGGACAAAUUAGAAUCGGUGAUCGUCUCCUGGAGGUGGAUGGAGUCAGCCUGCGUGGGGUCACUCAUAAAGAGGCGGUGGAAUCCCUCAAGAGCUUGGGCCAGGUUGCGAGGUUGGUUUUAGAGCGAAGAGACCACAGAGCUGAGGAGCAGUGUCCAUCUGCUGAUGACAGAAAGGAAGAUGAAUGUGGUGCUGUUUCCUUGGCAACAACCUUGUUUGACAACCCCAGGGACUGUGUCUUAGUGACAGAUGAUAACACUUUUGAAAUCAACCUGACAAAGAACUCUAGUGGUCUGGGGUUCAGUUUUCUGCAGAUGGGAAGAGAGAGCUCGGAUCACCUCAGAAGUGACAUUGUGAGAAUUAAGAAGCUGUUUCCUGGGCACCCAGCGGAGGAGAAUGGAGAAAUGGAAGUUGGUGAUAUUAUCCUAGCAGUGAAUGGAAAGAUGACAGACGGUCUCUCAUACCAGGAAGUCCUUAACUUGUUGAGAGGGGCACCCCCGGAUGUCACACUGCGACUCUGCAGACCACCUAAGGGUGUCCUGCCGGAAGUAGACCAGGGUUUUCUGACUCCAAAGCCUUCAUCAGAUAAGGAGUUCAUAAAAGCAGACAGCACUUCCCCAGACUCUGGACGCAGUUUGGACCAAGAUAACAGUGAGAGGAACAGUUUCUCUCCAGACUUGGAGGAAAACUUGGAUACUUCAACAGCAUCUUUCCAUGAGACCAAUAUUCUGAAAGGAGAGGUUCAAGAACCAGAUGAAGAGAGACCUCUGAGUAGUCAUUUGCUUCAUCCUGAGGCCAUCCACGAUGAGCAUUUUUGGAGAUCUGAUAAAAAAACAGAGUUGCUCACUUCCCUGGAAGAGGACAUGAGACAAAACUGCUACUCAGUAUGUGAUAGCCAGGAUUCUGGAAGCUCUGAAUUUGACAGGAAUGAUUAUGAGGAAUUUGACACAAGUUGCCAGCCUGUAAUUCCUUCCCUCGACCCUGCUGGUGAGGAGAACUCUACAGUAGCCACCCCACUCUUUUACGGAAAACGUUAUGUCUCGUCUUCAAAGACCAUUCAUCUUCCAACGUUUGGUAUGCCUGACCCUUUAUCAGAGUCCCUGCUUAGUGAGGACUCUUGUAACAGUGAGAGCGAAUGGGAAGAAAGAGAGGAGGCUGCAGAUAAGGGAACCUGGACCACUUUGGCAAGAUCUGAAACGAUUAAUUAUGGCACCACAAAGGCACUGAGCAAACUGCACAACUGUUUGGACAGAGAGGACACUCUGCAGGAGUCUGCUGCUGUGGAUGGAGAUCUCAAAGACUAUGACAAACACAUUGAGCUGAAUGAAGAGGCUGAGACAACCUCCUUUGAUGAAGCCGGUGUAUAUACGAGCUUUUCUCCUUCUGCACUGAGUGCAGCAGUCAGUAAAAGCGAUCAAGACCUUCCAGCUUCUCUUAGACCUGAAGAUGUGCCAGAAAUAUCGCUUAUGAAAGACAAGAAUGGACAGCUUGACAAGGCAAACCCGUCAUUGCCAAAGGACAAUGUAGAGGUCAAUGGGAAUUCCGUGUUGGGUCAACCACAUAAGAUUGUUAUCGACUGGAUACACCAGGCCAGUGGCACUGUGAGGCUCACUGUCUGCAGAAGUGCAGACUUGCUUUCAUCUCACGCCAGCCAAGGGCUCAAUAUGCCAUCGCCAACUGGGCAAGCAGCAAACCCCUCUGGUAAAAAUCCAGAAAAAGAUGCCGCUGCUGAGAGGAGACUGAGUCCCCAAGAACCUCUGUCAUAUCCAAGCCGGUCUGAGUCAGCUAGCACAUCACAGUGGCAGGAAUCUGGAUCCAACCUCGAAUCAACAAAGGCGAGACUGUCUUCACUGAGACUUUUGCUUCCUAGAAAUGAUCAGGCUAUCCUCCAACAGAACUGCAGAAGUAGCUUGGACAGACAUGAAGACCACCGUACUUUCAGUAGCACCUCUAGUGUGCGGAUGGACGCUCAGGAGACAAGCUCAGAACAGUGGCUCAGUGAGGAGGAGAAAAGGACUCCAAGGUCGUCGUUUGGAUCCACAGGGACUCUGCUGGUUUCCGAGGAAGAAUUGGCUCAGAUGACACAGAUUAGGCCAACAGUAACCGGCGUUCAACUGAAGUCAAGAAUAAACACACUGGUUGCGACCAUUAAACAAAAAAUGGAGACACAAGAGAUCCACAAGGAGUUUAUGGCUCUAGAACAAAUGAAGCCACUUGAUGACUGCCACUAUGGAAAAGCACCAGAAAACAGAGAAAAAAAUAGAUACCAAGGUAUUCUUCCAUAUGAUGAAACACGUGUUCCUCUAGGAGAAGAGAAGGGUUACAUCAAUGGAAGUUACAUCAGAAUAGCAAUUUCAGGAGAAGAACUUUUCUAUAUUGCAACUCAAGGCCCUCUGGCUGGAACCAUAGAUGACUUUUGGCAAAUGGUUUGGGAGCAUCAGUCCAAUGUGAUUGCCAUGGUAGCUAAAGAAAAAGAGCAAGGAAUAGUCAAAUGCCAUCAUUAUUGGCCUGAUUCUCUCACUCAUUCUUUGAAGCUGAGGAACUUUCAUAUUAUGCUGGAGUGUUACCAGGUCUUGAAGUUCUUUAUAAUCCGACUGAUUAAAAUGGUUGAAAAGGAGACAGGAAAAGUGCACUUGGUAAGACACUUGCAGUUCAUCAACUGGUUGGACCACAGCACUCCCCAGAUACCUGAAUAUCUUGUGAAGUUUGUUCGUUACAUGAGGAAGGUUCACCGAACGGGGCCAAUCAUAGCGCACUGCAGCGCGGGCAUCGGCAGGACUGGAGUUCUCCUCUGUGUGGACAGUCUGCUGUUCGCUAUAGAAAGAGACUUGAGUUUCAACAUCAAGAACAUAGUAACUGAGAUGAGAAAGCAACGUUUUGGCAUGAUUCAGACAGAGGAGCAGUAUCACUUUUGCUAUAAAGUUGGGCUUGAAGUGCUUCAGCAGAUUCUAUACACCAAUCAAAGGUCAUCUUAAUAAGGAAUCCUCCUUUCACUCUUCAUCAUGGAGUUGCCAAAUGGCUCAAGGUCUCUCAUAAAAAGAAAUUUACUAGUCUUGGAGGAAAUGUGCCGUGAAGAUGUUGUAUUUUUCUUACUUUGUUCAUGUAGUUUGACCUCCCUAAAGAGCCCCUAAAUCAACGUGAUAUGAUUUGGGGUGAAUGAUGAUGCCCUAUUGGUCAAGUUAGAUGGUAUGAAAACAACCCUUCCAUCCCUGUGGGACAAAUAUUACAGAAAAGAACUGGCUACUGGCUAGACAGCUGGCUAAAAGCAUUACAGGGACCAAUAAAGAGUUUUAACUACA